Mercurialis annua (annual mercury) is the source of this 3115-nucleotide messenger RNA. Its product is annotated as metal-nicotianamine transporter YSL1. Gene Ontology annotation, biological process: response to iron ion; seed development. Bases 177 to 2189 code for a protein of 670 amino acids. The record is from RefSeq and is a predicted model, not a curated record. NCBI's taxonomy places the organism in Eukaryota, Viridiplantae, Streptophyta, Magnoliopsida, Malpighiales, Euphorbiaceae. The transcript has 7 exons. Gene Ontology annotation, cellular component: plasma membrane. Gene Ontology annotation, molecular function: iron-nicotianamine transmembrane transporter activity; oligopeptide transmembrane transporter activity.
UUACUUCACUCAUCAUGCAUUGCCAUGUCAAUGCAGUAUUUUUCAACUCUUAGUUGAAGACGACAAAGAUCUACUCGUCCACGAUUUAUUCGAGGUCCCAUACUUAUAUAUAAACCAAGCAACAAGAUUACAAGGGGGGAAAAAGAUUGGAAAAAAUAAGUAAAAAGACUAUAAGCAUGGAAGCAGAAGCAAAGGAAAAGAAAGAGAUUACAGAGAAGGAAGACAAUAUCGAAGAGGAGGCGAAGGCGGUUGAAGGAGGAGGAGGAGUUGUGAGAGCUCAGCCAUGGACGAAGCAACUAACUGUAAGAGGAGUAAUAGUUAGUGCAGUGAUCGGAGCAAUCUACAGUAUAAUAGCAAUGAAGCUUAAUCUUACAACUGGAUUGGUUCCUAAUCUCAAUGUCUCAGCUGCGCUUCUUGCUUUUGUGUGUAUAAGAACAUGGACAAAGCUUGUUCACAAGGCGGGUUACGUUGCUAAACCUUUUACUCGGCAAGAGAAUACAAUGAUUCAAACAUGUGCAGUUGCUUGCUAUAGUAUAACCGUUGGAGGUGGAUUUGCUUCUUAUCUUUUGGGAUUGAAUAGGAAGACUUAUGAGCUAUCAGGAGUGCACACUGAAGGAAAUUCUGCAGCAGCUAUAAAGGAACCUGGAUUUGGUUGGAUGAAUGGCUUCCUUUUUCUUGUUUGUUUUGUUGGUCUUUUUGUUUUAAUUCCACUUAGAAAGAUUAUGAUAGUAGACCUGAAGUUGACUUAUCCCAGUGGAAUGGCAACCGCAGUUCUCAUCAAUGGCUUCCAUACCCAAGGAGACAAGAUGGCUAAGAAACAAGUUCAUGGGUUCAUGAAGUACUUCUCGUUCAGCUUCUUGUGGGCAUUUUUCAAGUGGUUCUAUGCAGGAAAAGAAGCAUGUGGAUUUUCACAGUUUCCUACUUUUGGAUUGCAGGCUUGGAAUCAAACGUUUUUCUUUGAUUUUAGCACAACAUUUGUGGGAGCAGGGAUGAUUGUUUCCCACUUGGUGAACCUGUCCUUACUUCUUGGAGCUGUCCUGUCGUAUGGGAUCAUGUGGCCACUUAUCAAUAAGCUUAAGGGAGACUGGUUUCCUGUGAAUACAGAAGGCGAAGCAGACAUGAAGGGUUUGUAUGGUUACAAGGUUUUUCUGUCUGUUGCUCUCAUCCUCGGAGAUGGCCUCUACACUUUCGUCAAGAUCAUGUCUAUAACACUCAUCAACAUUCAUGCCAGAAUUAAAACUAAAAAAAACCUCCAACAAGCAGCUAUGAAUGAACAGAAGAAGCCAACUGAGGAACUAACACAGAAUGAACUGUUUGUUAGAGAAAUUAUACCAAUGUGGGUAGCGAUCGUUGGAUACCUGUUUUUCUCUGUUAUAUCGACAAUCGGGGUUCCACUCAUAUUCCCUCAGCUGAAAUGGUACUAUGUUGUUGUUGCUUACAUUCUUGCUCCAUCUCUGGCAUUUUGCAAUGCUUAUGGAACAGGACUUACAGACAUAAACAUGGCUUACAAUUAUGGAAAAGUUGCUCUGUUUGUACUAGCUGCAGUAUCUGGAAAGGAGAACGGCGUCGUAGCAGCACUUGCCGGGUGUGGCCUUAUUAAGUCUGUUGUUUCUGUUGCCUGCAUUCUGAUGCAGGACUUCAAAACAGCUCAUCUGACAAGCACUUCCCCCCGAGCAAUGUUCUUGAGCCAGGUCAUCGGAACCGCCAUGGGGUGUGUGAUGGCUCCUCUGAGCUUCUUCUUAUAUUACAAGGCGUUUGAUGUUGGAAAUCAACAAGGAGAAUUCAAAGCACCUUAUGCGCUUAUUUACAGAAACAUGGCCAUUCUCGGCGUUGAAGGUGUCUCUGCUUUGCCUCACCACUGCUUGCAGCUUUGUUAUGGUUUCUUUGGGUUUGCAGUAGCACUUAAUCUCUUGAGGGACCUCUCACCACGGAAGCUCGGUCCAUGGAUUCCGCUUCCGAUGGUCAUGGCGGUGCCUUUUCUUGUUGGCGCUUACUUUGCCAUCGACAUGUGCAUUGGAAGUGUAAUUGUUUUCACAUGGAACAAGCUCAACAGAAAGACGGCAGAAUCGAUGAUACCGGCAGUUGCUUCCGGAUUAAUCUGCGGAGAAGGGUUGUGGACUCUUCCUGCUGCCGUUCUAGCUUUGGCUAAAAUUAACCCACCCAUCUGCAUGAAAUUUACACCUUCCUAGUCCUAGACAAACCUUAUAAUCCAAGUUAAUUCUUGACUACAACAAGGUGCAGUGCACCAAGCUAAUAUGAAUGGUAUAGUUUGAAGCUCUGACGAUUCAAAUUAUAUCUUGAAUAUAGGAAAACAAUAUAUUCUGGAAUUUGGAUCAGUAGUGAAGUGAAACAGGAUAGUGUAGGUUCCACAAAAGUUGUAUAACAGAUUAUCAGCAUACCAACUUCAUACUCACUGAAGCAACUAUAUUAUACUAUCAUUGCCACAAAUUCAAUUUUUCGUUUUCAUAUAAGAAGAUAGAUUUUUAUUUGAAAAUAAGAACAGUCUUACUAAAAUGUUUAAUUUGAAGAUAAAUUAUUCGAUGCAUGCUUUUAAUUAACAAAAAGAGCAAAAUCAUAAUUAAUAAACAUACCCUAAUUUCAAUUGAAAACCUCAUUCAAACAAUUGAUUUCCAUUUUCCUUUUUCUAAAGUCAAUACCAAUUUCUAAUUUACCGCUACCUUUAAUCAUUCCAAAACUAAAUUCUUGGAAACUCUUUACCUAGACCAGAUCCAUGAACAUGGAUCUAACCAGUCAAAUAUCAGAAUAUGAGAAAUUAUAGAAAAAUGAAUCAUCUCAAUUUAUGGUACAAGCAAGUCCACAAUAUUACUUGGUAUAAAACAAAAGGAAUGUACAUAUGAUCAAUUGCUUCAGAGAAAAAGUUCCAAACAUUACUCUAGACCAAAAUUUAUACAAUAUACAUAAUUCAAAUGAUCAAAUCAUAAUACAUUAACUCUAAAUCUUGAUAAAUAUAUUGUGGUCAUAGCAUAUAACCCAUAGCUAUAAUCAGCCUGUGACUAUACCUGCUAGGACUUCACUCUUACCCCGUGCAUAUAUUGUAUAAACUAAUCGAAUUGCAUCAAGCCAUCCAUCUAGUGAUUCCCACGAGUCGGCAACC